UGAUCCCAGUGAACCACCUCCUCAACCUCUCCGUGUCCUUUCCUCCUGAUUCCUCCUUCUUUCAACUCCCCCUUUCAUACCUACACACUUGUUCAUCACUCCUUUUCAUAAGUAGUGAACUCCUUUCGAUAUCUAGACAUAGUGUCGUCUUCUUGGAACAUCAAACGGUCCCCUAGUCUCUCCCACGCCUCCGAGUAAUCACAUCAAAAAAUAAUCAUGUGUGGCAUUUUCGGCUACAUCAACUACCUUGUCGAAAGAGACCGCAGGUUCAUUCUCGAUACUAUACUUAACGGUCUUUCUAGACUCGAAUACCGCGGUUAUGAUUCAGCCGGUCUCGCAGUCGAUGGCGACAAGAAGAAGGAAGUCUGUGCCUUCAAGGAAGUUGGCAAGGUCGCUAAGUUGAAGGAACUCAUUGAAGAGUCCAAGCCCGAUUUCACCAAGACUUUUGAGUCCCAUGCUGGCAUUGCUCACACACGCUGGGCUACUCAUGGUACUCCGUCUCGCCAGAACUGUCAUCCUCACAGAUCUGAUGCCAACUGGGAGUUUGCUGUUGUUCACAAUGGUAUCAUCACCAACUACAAAGAAUUGAAAGCCUUGCUGGAGAGCAAAGGAUUCCGCUUCGAGACCGAGACUGACACGGAAUGCAUCGCCAAGCUUACUAAGUAUCUUUAUGAUCAGCAGCCAGACAUUGACUUCACGGUGUUGGCCAAGGCUGUUGUCAAAGAACUCGAAGGCGCUUUCGGUCUCCUCAUCAAGUCUGUGCACUAUCCUCAUGAAGUUAUUGCGGCCCGCAAAGGUUCCCCGCUUGUUAUUGGUGUGCGAACUUCAAGGAAGAUGAAGGUGGACUUCGUUGAUGUGGAAUACUCCGAAGAUGGCCCCCUCCCAGCGGAGCAGGCUUCUCAAAACGUUGCCAUCAAGAAGUCUGCUACUGGAUUGCUUGCACCUCCUGACAAGUCACUCCUGCACCGGUCCCAGUCUCGCGCUUUCCUUUCCGAUGACGGCGUUCCUCAGCCAGCCGAAUUCUUCUUGUCAUCAGACCCAUCAGCGAUCGUUGAGCACACUAAGAAGGUCCUUUACCUAGAAGAUGAUGACAUUGCUCAUAUUCAUGAGGGACAGCUGAACAUCCAUCGUUUGACUAAGGAUGAUGGCACGUCUAAUGUCCGCGCCAUUCAGACCAUUGAACUUGAGCUACAGGAGAUUAUGAAGGGUAACUUUGAUCACUUUAUGCAGAAAGAGAUCUUUGAGCAGCCCGAAUCCGUGGUUAACACUAUGCGCGGUCGACUGGAUGUCGCAAACAAGCAGGUCACACUGGGCGGUCUCCGGCAGUAUAUUUCUACCAUCCGUCGGUGCAGAAGAAUCAUCUUCGUAGCUUGUGGAACCAGUUACCACUCAUGCAUGGCUGUGCGUGGUGUUUUUGAGGAGCUUACUGAGAUUCCUAUCUCAGUUGAACUUGCCUCGGACUUCCUGGACAGACAAGCGCCUGUGUUCCGUGACGACACAUGUGUCUUCGUUUCCCAGUCAGGAGAGACAGCCGAUUCCCUGAUGGCCUUGCGCUAUUGUCUCGAGCGUGGUGCCUUGACUGUUGGUAUUGUUAAUGUUGUCGGCUCAUCCAUCUCCCUCCUGACUCACUGCGGUGUGCACAUCAAUGCUGGUCCAGAGAUUGGUGUCGCUUCUACGAAGGCAUACACAUCGCAGUUCGUGGCCAUGGUUAUGUUUGCACUCUCGCUUAGCGAGGAUCGGGCUUCCAAGCAGAAGAGACGCGAGGAGAUCAUGGAGGGUUUGGCCAAGGUAUCAGAGCAAUUCAAGGAGAUCCUGAAGCUCAAUGAGCCCAUUAAGCAGAUGUGCGCCAAGUUCUUCAAGAACCAGAAGAGUUUGCUGCUGUUGGGUAGAGGUGGCCAGUUCCCUACGGCCCUUGAAGGUGCGCUUAAGAUCAAGGAGAUCUCCUACCUGCACUGCGAGGCUGUUAUGUCAGGCGAACUGAAACACGGUGUCCUUGCCCUUGUCGAUGAGAACCUACCCAUCAUCAUGAUCCUUACGAGGGAUAACAUCUUCUCAAAAUCACUGAACGCUUAUCAGCAAGUCAUUGCCCGAGGAGGCCGCCCUAUCGUGAUCUGCAAUUACGAUGAUCCAGAGUUCUCUGCCGCUCAAACAGAAAAGAUUGAGGUCCCGAAGACGGUCGAUUGUCUUCAAGGUCUUUUGAACGUUAUUCCAUUACAGCUUAUUUCCUACUGGCUUGCAGUGGGAGAGGGUCUCAACGUCGAUUUCCCCCGUAACCUCGCGAAGUCGGUUACUGUUGAAUAGAGAGCGACGAAGCAAAAACGAUAGAUUCGUGGGCA
This is a messenger RNA of Aspergillus welwitschiae, 2336 nucleotides long. It is a transcript of the gene gfa1, whose product is annotated as glutamine--fructose-6-phosphate transaminase (isomerizing) GFA1. Gene Ontology annotation, molecular function: carbohydrate derivative binding; L-glutamine:D-fructose-6-phosphate transaminase (isomerizing) activity. The transcript has 7 exons. Lineage: Eukaryota; Fungi; Ascomycota; Eurotiomycetes; Eurotiales; Aspergillaceae. Bases 217 to 2301 code for a protein of 694 amino acids. The record is from RefSeq and is a predicted model, not a curated record. Gene Ontology annotation, biological process: fructose 6-phosphate metabolic process; UDP-N-acetylglucosamine metabolic process; protein N-linked glycosylation.